UAAUCAGUCUUGCGAAAAACUUGCCAGUGAUAUUAAGUCUAUAACAUUUAAUUAAAAUGUAUCGAAGUUCAGACGGUUAUUUCGAGAAUAGUAUAGGCGAGGAAUACGUUGUGCGGAAACGUAGAGGCAAGAAAAAAGGCAAAGGUAAUAUAAAUUUAAAAACAAAUCAAGUGCCAACAGCCGAUGAUAGCGAUGCCAAUAUGGAGGAACUCGAAAAUGAUGAUGAAAAAUCAAUAAGUGAAGUACAACAAAUAAAAACAAUAAAUAAAAAUGUAGAUUAUCAAAAUCCAGAUGAAGAUAUGUCAGAUUGUUUAUCAAGGGUCUCGGUAGAUGGCGUUAUGAAAGCACCACCUCAAAUACAAGUCAUAGAACCUGAACCAUACGAAAAAAACAAAACAUAUUCUCCAAGUAUAAGUCAAGAAGAACAAGAAACAAUACUAUACAAUAAUAGAGCAUUAUCCAAACACGCUGUGACAUACGAAUUAGAGAAAUUCGAAAAGAAUUGCCUUAUUAUAUUCAAUCAAGAGAAUGUCGACGGUUUUAAACCGAGACAUGGUACGGAGAAGGAUGUGCAGGCUCUCAAAUCUACGUUUAGCAAUUACGGUUUCGAAGUGACGGAACAUAAGGAUUUUACCAAAGAUGAAGUAUUUAGAGAACUAAUGACGUUCAGUGAGAGGGACUUCACGGAUUAUGGCUGCGUGGCUGUGGCUGUGCUCACCCAUGGCUCGCAUCACGGCCUACUGCGCGCUAAAGACCUGCCCUACAGCGAAAUUGAGAUUAUUAACCAUUUCAAAGUGUACAACAAGCCUACACUCGUUACUAAACCGAAGAUCUUGAUUAUACAGGCAUGUCGCGGUAAGAACGAAAUGCAAGGAGUCCCGGUCUUUCACAGUGGGACUAUAAGGAAAGAUUUCGAUGAAUCCUUGGAGCCCUACACACUGCCAGCGGAGUCCGACAUGUUGAUAUUACACAGUUCUUAUAUCGGACAUCCAUCACAUAGAGACGAACUCUACGGUUCAUGGUUCAUCCAGGCAUUAUGUCAUAAGAUCAACCAAUUAGCUUCAACACAUGAUUUUGAAUCGAUUGUGACAGAAGUAAAAAGAGAAGUUGCCGUUGAGAAAUAUCACGAGGAAUACAACAGAAGAACAUUCGAGAUGGAUGUUAAUAAACAAAUGCCUGUCACCACAUCGACAUUGAUAAGGAAAUUAUAUUUAAAAAAAUAUGGCGAUGAUUCACCUAAUUUAACUCCAACUUAUAACAGGAUUGGUGUUUCUAGUAACGAAGUUUUAGAUAAUAGUACUCCGAGCACACCGCUGUUGGUCCAUUUCGGACCGUGCUCCUGUUUCUUGGAUCAUUUUGCAUACGUCAGAAGAUGUUUGAGUUACCACGUCGAAGAGAACCCACAUGACAUAACAGCGAGAUCAUAUUUAGAGAUAUCCGAAUCUUUUGAGGAUAGCACAGAGUUUAAUACAGCUAAAAGGAAAAUGGCCAAAGCUAUUAGCAAUCAUUUAAAUACAUGCGCGAAAGAUGCUUAUUAUUUUAAAUAUUUAUAUUUUUAUAAACAUGGUAAUGACUGA
Molecule: messenger RNA, 1577 nt
Organism: Papilio xuthus (Asian swallowtail)
Lineage: Eukaryota; Metazoa; Arthropoda; Insecta; Lepidoptera; Papilionidae
Gene: Casp-4
Product: caspase-4
Exons: 5
Coding region: 57-1577 (506 amino acids)
Biological process (GO): proteolysis; positive regulation of neuron apoptotic process; apoptotic process
Cellular component (GO): cytoplasm
Molecular function (GO): cysteine-type endopeptidase activity
Source: RefSeq, a predicted model, not a curated record